Molecule: messenger RNA, 468 nt
Organism: Lontra canadensis (Northern American river otter)
Lineage: Eukaryota; Metazoa; Chordata; Mammalia; Carnivora; Mustelidae
Gene: YWHAH-AS1
Product: chromosome unknown C22orf24 homolog
Exons: 2
Source: RefSeq, a predicted model, not a curated record
AUGGUCGAGGACCUUGUGUUUCUUCGACAGAAUUUUCUAGAUCCUUUGGCUGGAACCUUCUUGGUAAUUGUCUCAAGCUUCUGUGUGAUUCCCACUGAGGUGAAACCAGGUCGAAGGGGCUGUGUGGCACAUUCGAGGGCUGUGACUUCCCCUCUCUGAGCCUUGGACUUCUUGCCUGUGAAAUGGGAGUCUGCACUGACAGAGUCCAUUCUUUCUUCCAGCCCCGAAGGUCUACGCCAGCAGGGGGAGUUCCAAGAGGCAAGGACUUUGUCACACUUACAGCUGUAGCCCCAGAGCCUAGCACCGUGCUUGGAAUAUAGCAGGUGCUCAGUCAAUACUUGCCAAAUGACUGAAGGCAUCAUGUCAGCAUCAGAAUGCCACCCAGACCCUGAGGAGCUGGGGAGAAGGGAUGAAGACUUUUGGACUCCCGCCAUGCCUUACAUUAGCAGCAUCAUUUCUGAGUCUUGA